Molecule: messenger RNA, 1486 nt
Organism: Juglans regia (Persian walnut)
Lineage: Eukaryota; Viridiplantae; Streptophyta; Magnoliopsida; Fagales; Juglandaceae
Product: U-box domain-containing protein 27-like
Exons: 1
Coding region: 109-1350 (413 amino acids)
Biological process (GO): protein ubiquitination
Molecular function (GO): protein binding; ubiquitin protein ligase activity
Source: RefSeq, a predicted model, not a curated record
CUCUCUGUCUUCUACAUCCCCGCCCGCGAUCUCUCACUCUCUCUCUCUCUCUGAACUUUCUCACACUUUCUUGAACAUUUUUCUCCGGCUCCAAACGGCGCUAAAAGAAUGGUUAGGGACGACCUGUACAUCACGGUGCCCACCUUGUUCCGGUGCCCGAUCUCGCUCGACGUGAUGAAGUCCCCUGUGAGCCUGUGCACAGGAGUGACCUACGACCGCUCCAGCAUCCAACGUUGGCUGGACAACGGCAACAACACCUGCCCUGCCACGAUGCAAGUCCUCCAAAGCAAAGAGUUCGUCCCCAACCGCACCCUCCAGCACCUUAUCCAGAACUGGUCCGACUCGGCCCACUCGCCGGUCGAAUCACCUCCCUCUCUGGACCAAUUACAGGACCUAAUGAAGGACCUCCGGACCAAAACUGAGAACAGCAAUAACAACAGCCGCACCUUGGAUUCUUUAACGAAAAUUGUUCGUUUCGCGAAGGAAUCAGAGGAAAACCGCAAUUUUCUCGCGAAAAUGGACGGCUUCAUUGUGACGCUCCUUGAAUUCCUUGGCAAUGCCGGUGGCAGAGAAUGUAGAAAGUUCGAUUUUCUUGAAGAAGUGGUCGGGCUUUUGGAUUUGGUACUGAGCAAAUUCGAAGACCACCAGCAGCUAACGAAGACGAUGUUGAAAAGCGACCGCGAUUGCUUGGCUUCCCUGUUGCUCGUUCUGCAACAUGGAAGAACCGAUUCCAGAAUCGCGUCGGCUAGGGUUUUAGAAACCAUCGCAAACGACGCCGAAUCAAAACUCCUGAUCGCCGAGAAGGACGGAUUAUUAUCCGAGACGCUAAAAUUAAUCACUCCCGAGAACGAUCCGGCACUAAUUGAAGCCGGGUUAUCGUGCUUGGUCCAAAUAUCAAUGCCGAAACGUGUGAAAGCGGAAUUAGUGCACCUCGGCACAAUUAAAACGUUGGUUAAGUUGGUAUCCGAUUCGAAUUCGAGCGUGACGGUGACGGAAAAGGCGUUGAAGAUGCUCGAAACGUUGUCUUCCUGCAAAGAGGGGCAGUGGGAGAUAUGUGAGAACGGGGGGUGCGUGGCGGCGAUACUGCAGAGGGUGCUGAAGGUAUCGAGUUCGGCGACGGAGCACGCGGUGACGAUACUGUGGAGCGUGUGCUAUCUUUUUCGGGACGAACGGGCACAGGAGGAGGUGGCGCGGGCAAAUGGGCUGACCAAGAUUCUGCUGCUGAUGCAGAGCAAUUGCUCGCCGUCGGUUCGUCAAAUGUCGGCCGAUUUGCUCAAGAUAUUUCGGGUGAACUCCAAGUCCUGUCUCUCCAGUUACGAUACCAAGACCACUCAUAUAAUGCCAUUCUGAUUUUCCAUCUGGAGGCCCUUUUUUUUUAUGUAAUUUCUCUUUAAUUCUGUUUCCAAAGGAUGGAGAAAUCUGUAAAUCAAAGGAAAAUUUUUGGUUUUAGUUGGAUACAAAAAAAGGAAUUAAUUGGAAUUCAAUU